Molecule: messenger RNA, 2867 nt
Organism: Rhododendron vialii
Lineage: Eukaryota; Viridiplantae; Streptophyta; Magnoliopsida; Ericales; Ericaceae
Product: 1,4-alpha-glucan-branching enzyme 1, chloroplastic/amyloplastic-like
Exons: 15
Coding region: 83-2590 (835 amino acids)
Biological process (GO): glycogen biosynthetic process
Cellular component (GO): cytoplasm
Molecular function (GO): 1,4-alpha-glucan branching enzyme activity; hydrolase activity, hydrolyzing O-glycosyl compounds; cation binding
Source: RefSeq, a predicted model, not a curated record
AGAGAGAGAGAGAGAGAGGGAUUUGGUAGAGAAUUAAGAGAGCUAAGUUCGGAACAGUGAGUCUUGAGAGUCGGAGUCCAAAAUGUACGGUUCUUUGGGACUUCUUUCGACACCUUGUGUUGUUGGAUCUUUAGCGCCGUUCUACAGCAAAGAUUCAGCAAAGGCCUCAAGCCACAGCCGGUACCUUACAACACAGAAUACAAUUGGAUUUAUGGCUGGGUCUCGUAAAUUGCUUGGGAAAUUCAUUUCUCCGUUGAAGGUCAGAUCAAAUGGGAGGGCGGACCACAGUUCCAUUAUAUCGGCUGUUUUGACUGAUGACAACUCAACGAUGACCAUCGAAGAUGAUACUGAAAAGAUUGGUCUGUUCAGCAUAGAUCCUGGCUUGGAACCAUUCAAAGAUCACUUCAGAUACCGAUUGAAAAGAUAUGUGGAUCAGAAAAAGCUCAUUGAGAAAUAUGAAGGAAGCCUUGAGGAAUUUGCGCAAGGUUAUUUGAAAUUCGGUUUUUACAGAGAAGAAGAUGGCAUAGUGUAUCGUGAGUGGGCCCCUGCAGCUCAGGAAGCACAAGUUGUUGGGGAUUUCAAUGGAUGGAAUGGUUCCAACCACUGCAUGGAAAAGAAUGAAUUUGGAGUUUGGAGUAUCAAGAUUCCUGAUUCCGGUGGAAAUCCUGCCAUCCCUCACAAUUCUCUAGUCAAGUUCCGAUACAAACAUGGUGAUGGAAUUUGGGUUGAUCGAAUUCCAGCUUGGAUAAAGUAUGCUACUGUGGACCCUACAAAAUUCGGGGCGCCAUAUGAUGGAGUUUAUUGGGAUCCACCACCCUUGGAAAGGUACCAAUUUAAAUUUCCUCGCCCUCCAAAACCCAAGGCCCCGAGGAUAUACGAAGCUCAUGUAGGGAUGAGCAGCUCAGAACCUCGUAUUAACUCAUACAGAGAGUUUGCGGAUGAUAUUUUGCCCCGUAUUCAAGCAAAUAAUUACAACACUAUCCAGUUGAUGGCCGUAAUGGAGCAUUCCUACUAUGGGUCAUUUGGGUAUCACGUUACAAACUUCUUUGCUGUCAGCAGUAGGUCAGGAACCCCUGAGGACCUCAAGUAUCUGAUUGAUAAAGCCCAUAGCCUAGGUUUGCAGGUCUUGAUGGAUGUUGUUCAUAGCCAUGCAAGUAACAAUGUCACCGAUGGCCUCAACGGAUUUGAUGUUGGCCAAAGCUCCCAAGAUUCUUAUUUCCACACGGGGGAUCAUGGCUACCAUAAGCUAUGGGAUAGUAGACUUUUUAACUAUGCUAAUUGGGAAGUUCUGCGUUUUCUUCUAUCUAACUUGAGGUGGUGGAUGGAUGAGUACAAAUUUGAUGGGUUUCGUUUUGAUGGAGUUACAUCAAUGUUGUAUCAUCAUCAUGGAAUCAACAUGACAUUCACGGGGAAUUAUAAUGAUUAUUUUAGCGAGGAAACGGAUGUUGACGCCAUGGUUUUUUUGAUGUUGGCCAAUUGUUUGAUUCAUAAUGUCUUGCCGGAUGCAACUGUGGUAGCAGAAGAUGUUUCUGGUAUGCCUGGACUUGGUCGGCCAGUCUCUGAGGGGGGAAAUGGCUUUGACUACCGCUUGGCAAUGGGUAUUCCUGACAAGUGGAUUGAUUACGUAAAGAACAAGAGUGAUCAAGAAUGGUCAAUGCAGGAGAUAUCAUGGAGUUUGACAAAUAGGAGAUACAGUGAGAAGUGUAUAGCUUAUGCUGAGAGUCAUGACCAGGCCAUUGUGGGUGACAGGACUAUUGCAUUUCUCCUAAUGGAUAAAGAAAUGUAUACUGGCAUGUCUAGUUUGGUGGAUGCUUCUCCCACUGUUGAGCGAGGGGUAGCGCUUCACAAGAUGAUUCAUUUUCUAACAAUGGCAUUGGGAGGAGAAGGCUACCUCAAUUUCAUGGGGAAUGAGUUUGGCCAUCCUGAGUGGAUUGACUUCCCAAGAGAAGGCAAUGGUUGGAGUUAUGACAAAUGCAGGCGUCAAUGGGACCUAGCGGAUUCAGAUAAUUUGAGAUACAAGUUCAUGAAUGCAUUCAAUAGAGCUAUGAACGCGCUUGAUGACAAAUAUUCCUUCAUUGCAUCAACAAAGCAGAUUGUUAGCAGCACAAGUGAGGAUGACAAGGUUAUUGUAUUUGAACGUGGAAAUCUAGUUUUUGUGUUCAACUUUCAUCCGGAGAAUACAUAUGAUGGGUACAAAGUUGGGUGUGACUUGCCUGGGAAAUAUAGGGUUGCUCUGGACAGUGAUGCUCUAGAGUUUGGCGGACAUGGAAGGGUGGGCCAUGACGUCGACCAUUUCACAUCCCCUGAAGGAAUACCAGGAGUGCCUGAAACAAACUUUAACAACCGUCCCAACUCCUUCAAAGUACUCUCACCAGCACGCACUUGUGUGGUUUACCACAGAGUUGAAGAAGAGUUGGAAAAAACUGAUGAGAGCGAUAUGGCAAGUGUCAGUGAGUCAGCUGCCGCAGAUGUUAUGGCCAGGGAUGAGAGAGUUGAAGAGUCAGCUCCUGAUGACGAUUUUGCUGCUGAUCCAAGUGUGGCAGAAGAUUUAGAAGUGGAAGAGACAGGAGAAGGCACAAUGGAUGAUUGAUUACAUCCCGUUACUUCAUAUUUUCACUCGAAUUGAUCUAAAAAUGCAGUCCACUCCUGUGUACAUAUUGCAGUGCGACUAACUAAGUCAAAAGGACCUGUCACGGCAUAUAAUCGCAACAGUACCGAUAGUUAUAGAGAUCUGUCCGAGGAUCUUUUGUUUCUAAAAGGUUCCGGCUUUGUACAUAAUGGAAACUAUUGCAGAAUGUUGCUACUGCCAUAUGCUAUCUUUUCCAGAAGGAUCAAGUUUCAUGUUUUGCUAUUGCGGCACCUUAUAA